Neltuma alba is the source of this 2733-nucleotide messenger RNA. Its product is annotated as DEAD-box ATP-dependent RNA helicase 28. Bases 36 to 2321 code for a protein of 761 amino acids. Gene Ontology annotation, molecular function: RNA helicase activity; nucleic acid binding; ATP binding. The transcript is spliced from 19 exons. Lineage: Eukaryota; Viridiplantae; Streptophyta; Magnoliopsida; Fabales; Fabaceae. Gene Ontology annotation, cellular component: cytosol. The record is from RefSeq and is a predicted model, not a curated record.
AAGAAACGGCAGUUGCUCAACCUCCGCCUCCAACAAUGGCUCCCGGUUUUGUAUUCGAAGCUCCCAGUGACGAAGAAAUUGAGCGCUCUGAUUCUGAAGGCGAGGAACAGGAACAAAGCCAAGAAGAGGAAGCAGAAGAGCAGAGUGAUUCUGAUAAUGAAGAUCACGUCGGAGAAGGAGAAGACGAAGAAGAACAAGAAGAAGAAAGACCACGAGUUUCAAAUAAAAAAUCUCAAUCCGCAUGGGACUUCUCGAAGUACACCGAAUCAGUGGCGGAGGAACAUGCCCGACGAAGCACAACCUCAGUGGAUCAGAAAAUUGCCAAAGCCAUUAAAGAACGCUCCACUCCGCUCAGAAAGCCCGUCGAAGACGACCAGGAGAGCUCGGAGUCCGAAUCCGACAAACAAGAGGAUUAUAGACCAGAAGAGGAAGAAGAUGAAGGCGGCAAUGCAGACGAGAGCAAGUCUUUCUUCGCGCCAUCUGACGGUGCUUCUUUUCAUGCUGAUUCAUUCAUGGAACUUAAUUUGUCGCGUCCUUUGCUCCGGGCUUGUGAGGCCCUAGGAUAUGUUAAACCGACACCAAUUCAGGCAGCGUGUAUACCACUUGCAUUGACUGGUCGUGAUAUAUGUGGAAGUGCCAUUACCGGUUCUGGGAAGACUGCUGCAUUCUCACUGCCUACGCUGGAGAGGCUUCUAUAUCGUCCCAAACGUGUGCAGGCCAUAAGAGUCCUCAUUCUUACUCCAACCAGAGAAUUGGCGGUCCAAGUUCACAGUAUGAUAGAGAAACUUGCUCAGUUUACUGAUAUAAGGUGUUGCCUGGUCGUUGGGGGUCUGUCUACAAAGGUUCAAGAGGCUGCCUUGAGAUCCAUGCCAGAUAUUGUUGUUGCUACUCCAGGACGCAUGAUAGAUCAUUUACGCAAUUCCAUGUCAGUGGAUUUAGAUGAUCUUGCUGUUCUAAUCCUUGAUGAGGCAGAUCGUCUGUUAGAGCUUGGUUUUAGUGCUGAAAUUCAUGAACUUGUCCGCUUGUGUCCAAAAAAAAGGCAGACCAUGCUAUUUUCAGCUACCAUGACUGAGGAGGUUGAUGAACUUAUUAAACUUUCUCUAACAAAACCCUUGCGUCUUUCUGCUGACCCAUCUGCAAAACGGCCAGCAACCUUGACUGAGGAGGUGGUUAGAAUAAGAAGAAUGCGCGAAGCAAAUCAGGAAGGAGUUCUUCUUGCAUUGUGUUGCAAAACUUUUACAUCUAAAGUGAUCAUAUUCAGUGGAACAAAACAAGCUGCACAUAGGUUGAAGAUUAUAUUUGGAUUAGCUGGUUUGAAAGCUGCUGAGCUUCAUGGAAAUCUUACUCAGGCCCAGCGUCUUGAGGCUUUAGAUCAGUUUAGGAAGGAGCAAGUCGACUUUUUGAUUGCUACUGAUGUGGCUGCUCGAGGCCUAGACAUUAUUGGUGUUCAAACUGUCAUCAACUUUGCAUGUCCACGAGAUCUUACCAGUUAUGUUCAUCGAGUAGGACGUACUGCAAGAGCUGGCAGAGAAGGAUAUGCUGUCACUUUUGUGACUGACAAUGACCGGUCACUUUUAAAAGCAAUUGCAAAGAGGGUAGGUUCAAAGCUGAAGAGCCGUAUUGUUGCAGAACAAUCUGUAAUUAAGUGGUCUCAAACUAUUGAGCAAAUGGAGGAUGAAAUUGCUUUAAUUGUUGAAGAAGAGAGGGAGGAAAGAGCCCUAAGGAAGGCUGAAAUGGAGGCGACAAAGGCUGAAAACAUGAUUGAACAUAGGGAAGAGAUAUAUUCCCGGCCCAAAAGAACAUGGUUUAUGACGGGGCAGGAGAAGAAGCUUGCUGCAAAAGCAGCCAAGAAGCCUAACGAAAAGGAAAAGAGCUCUGGGAAGGAAGUAAUUAGUGCUGAACAAGCCGAAGCCCUAAGAAUGAAGGAAAAGAGGAAGCGAGAGCGAGAAAAAAAUUUGCCCAGGAAGAAGCGCAGAAAAUUGGAAGCUGCUAGAGAGAUGUUGGAGGAUGAAGGUCAUUUUGAGAAGCCAGAAGCUAAUGAGAAAAAUAAGAAAGAGAAGACUGGAAUGUCACUUGUUGAUGUGGCAUACCGACGAGCAAAAGCAGUUAAAGCAGUGAAGAAGGCUAUGGAUGCUGGCAAAAUUGUGAAGAAGGGUAAGAAGAAAUCGAAUAAUUCUUCACGAAAGACUCCUUCAAGGACAGAGGAAAUGCGGGAGCUUUUCCAAACUGACAUGAGUGAGAAAAAACAAAAAAGAGUUGGUGGACCAGGGAAGAAAUCCAAAAGUUCAUUCAAGAGCAAGUCAAGGUAUAAGCGCAGGUAGUUUGUCAGGACAAUAGUGAAUUUUGAUCAAAUGUAUACAUCACCUCAAAAGGCCAGUGCUUGAGCUCAUUGUUGGCUUGGGAGAAUAUUGACACUUAAGAAUAUCCUUAUGCCGUUCUCAUGUUCCGCCAUUGGAGCUGAUCGAUGAGGCUGUGUUACCCAGUUGUUGCUUGUGUUUGUGGGGAGCAUAGUGACAGUCGUGCAGACUUAUGUGGGAAACAGUGAAUAUAACCGGUGUGGGACUUGGUGGAUGGAACUGCAAGUAUCUAUUAACUCUUAUCAUGUCAGCGAGAAUCUUCUCUACUCAAUUUUGUAAUCUAGGCAUCAUAUAUUUGAUCACUCAAUGUAAUAUUAUUCAUUACAGUAUUCUUUUGAGUAAUUGACUAAUUUCCUCGCUUUGUUGGCUCUACUGA